AUGCCCUCCUUCAGGUCAUUACUUUUCGCUCUUUUACUUUUCCUCGCGCGUCCUGGUCUGGCUGCGCAUGUCCAGGUCCGGGAUUGCGUCUCGUCCUCUGGAGAGGCUCUCUCGUCGCAUCCCCAGUUCACUCCCCAUAGCCUCUCGGCGUCCCUCGACGAACGACACAACGAGACACGACUCCGACUGAUCAUCUCGGGCGAAUAUACGGGCCUAAGAUCGUGCGAACAAUUCCGCCAGCAGAAUGUCUCGAUAGACCUGAGCUUGGCUGCUCUCGGUGGAACGAGCCGAUACCAUGGCGAGAUUCUAAACUCGACUUGCCAAUCAAGACUAUUUGGCGCCCAGAAAAUUGAAAAGCGAACACAAUACUUCGAUGUCCUUUUCCGAAUCGAUCAUCCAGCACCUCUGGCGGCUUUCGAGCUGGAGGUGGAUAUCAGGGGAUCCGAUGACCUCCCAGUUGGAUGCCUGAAUGGCUUCCUGACACCAGAUAUUGGUCCAACUAUGCAAGGCAUUUCUUUCUGGGGUCCGGUUAUUACCUUUGUAUUGGUGAUUCUUGCUGCUGGCUGGCGAGAGUGGUCAAAUCUGGUGCAACCCCUACAAGACGAAGAAGAGUGUUCCGUUCAAAGGGCAUCGAACAGGUCGCACCUCACCAGGAUCGCCGAUUGCCUCUCAUAUAUCCAGUUCAUCUUCUUUGCCGGAGCCCUCAGCCUCAAUUAUCCCGGGUUUCUGCAACCCAUUGUCAGCGCUGCCAGUUGGUCAACUCUAAUGCUCCAACGAGGCAUCGUGAUCAGGCAUUCCCUCUACUAUGGCAUCCAUGAUGGCAUCCAUGAGAUCAAUGGCACAUUUGGUGGAACUUCGGGCCUCGAGCACAUGAUACAGGUUAUGGGUGCCCCUGUCACCAUGGGCACCUGGAGCAACAUCGCCACUCUAGCCGUCGUCAUUCUCAUCUGCCUCUUCAUUCUCAUCCACAUUGGCCAGAGCUUGAGAUGGACACGAGAUUGGUUUCGACAGGCUGGGCAAUGGAGUAUGGAGGGCUCUGCUCAAGACAGUCACAAGGCAACCAUCUGGGUUGCAUUGCGUGUCUUUCUGAGCUACCUCUUGCUUCCUCUUACGGCCUGGGCAACCUACCAGAUUGACAUGGCUCGCUUCUUGCCAUCUUAUUACACUGUCUUGACAGUCGUGGCGAUCUGCCUAUUGAUUAUAGGAUGUUGGUGGGGACUGGCUUCACGGAGCCCCCAGAAUAUGGGAUAUCUGCUCAUCGACGAACUCCAUAGGCAGGAAGCCGAUGAAGUGCCAUCGCGCACCCAAGACUAUUAUACGUUGGCUACUUUUGGCUUUCUCGUGCUCCGCGGGUCUAUAAUUGGAGGGUUGCAACACUUUGGAACGGAGCAGCUGUUUACCCUUAUGGCUUGUGAAGUUGGCCAGCUUGGUCUUGCUACCUGGGCUUGGUCGGUGUCUGGCUUGCUCUCCAGAGCUACUGUGGCGACAUGCGCUCGGCUGUGCGUCUUGCUUCUUUGCGUGGGCAUGGUUCCUGACCUUGCGAGCCACAAGGCCUCCAGUGCUCUCGGAUACAUCAUAUUGAUGUUCCAUGCUCUCUUCAUGAUUGGCAUGUUUCUCGUUCCCUCGGCCUACGACCUCGUCCAAUUUGCCAUAGCUGCGGCCAACAAAAAUGCGAGCCCUGAGCAGCCGGACAGGGACGAGGAUCAGGAACGCCCCCAAGUGUUUGGCCUUCGACAACUUUCAAGGCGCCCUACGACUAUCACCAAUCUGUCCGUACGGGGCCUAGUAGUCGAUCACGAGAGGAAUAGCUCACUAAGCUCGAAAGCGCCGUCAGUCUGCUCGCCUCGCGCUUCGUCCUUCGGCUCAGAGCCAGUAUCACCAGAGGUGCUACGUACAUACUUCCGAUCCCCAAGGCCCGAGAGGUCGUCAUCGAGCCUCUACGAGAGGAAUCAUCAAUUCAAGCCUCUAGGAAGAUUAACCCCUGAGAGCAUCGCCGAGAGCACAAGUGAGAGUUCUAGCUCGGGCAGCUCAGGGGGUGGAGAGAGACUGGAACCUGGAGAGGUGUCACAAGCGUGGCAGAUGGCUUCUCCAUCAAAUCCAAACGUUGACUACUCGUUCAGAGAGGCUGAUCUUUACUAUGUCAAGCCGCGACGAGUGUCAUUCCGCCAAGCAAGUCCUACCAGUUCUGAUGACUCUGGUAGGCCGGCGAGUUUCGUGAGCAAGAUCAGAUUCUGGUCACGGUAAAAGUUUAUAGACGGCAUUUGCAUUUAGAUACCAUACAAGCGAUUUAAUUUUGACACCGAU
Fusarium vanettenii 77-13-4 is the source of this 2304-nucleotide messenger RNA. RefSeq lists its product as uncharacterized. Lineage: Eukaryota; Fungi; Ascomycota; Sordariomycetes; Hypocreales; Nectriaceae. Bases 1 to 2244 code for a protein of 747 amino acids. The transcript is spliced from 2 exons. Gene Ontology annotation, biological process: transmembrane transport. The record is from RefSeq and is a predicted model, not a curated record.